Lachancea thermotolerans CBS 6340 is the source of this 1671-nucleotide messenger RNA. Its product is annotated as KLTH0B00154p. Gene Ontology annotation, cellular component: membrane. NCBI's taxonomy places the organism in Eukaryota, Fungi, Ascomycota, Saccharomycetes, Saccharomycetales, Saccharomycetaceae. The record is from RefSeq and is a predicted model, not a curated record. Gene Ontology annotation, molecular function: amino acid transmembrane transporter activity. The transcript has a single exon. Gene Ontology annotation, biological process: amino acid transmembrane transport. Bases 1 to 1671 code for a protein of 556 amino acids.
AUGUCAAAGAAGGAGAACUUUGAACUAGCCGUCACCACUCUCGAAGAGGGAGAAACGACAACGAUACAUGACGUUGGGGCUGAAACAAUUCGGUCGCUCGAAGGACAGGCGCCGUCAUUAGAAGAAAGAAUUGCGCGAAGAAAGCUUUUUCCCCGCCAAGUUUCAAUGAUUGGAAUUGGUGGUGCUAUUGGAACGGCGCUUUUUGUCUCAAUUGGAACGCAAAUUAUUCAUGGCGGGCCAGGCUCACUCUUGAUAGCAUUUUGUUUGUGGUCAGUUGUAUUUAUUGGCCUUUCGCAGUGCAUGUGCGUCAUGGUGACGUAUUUGCCAGUUACUGGUUCUUUUGUGCACUUCACAGAGAGAUUCGUUGACAGUUCGUGUGGAUUUUCUGUGGGAUGGACUUAUUUUGUGUGCCAAGCAGCAAAUGUGUGCUUUGAAAUAACAGCUGUAUGUCUAGUAGUCGAAUUCUGGACAGAUAAAAUACCGAAAGCAGCUCUGAUCUCAAUUCUAAUCGCGCUGUUUGGCUCCCUUAAUCUGUUUUCCGUAUUUAUUUUUGGGGAGGGUGAAUUUUACUUAUCAAUUGGUAAGGUUAUUUUGGCGAUUGGGCUUAUUUUCUUCACCAUUGUCGUUAUGGCAGGGGGUAACCCGCAACAUAAAGUUCUGGGAUUCAAGAAUUGGUCCAAUCCAGGCGCAUUUGCCGAAUAUAUUUCCAAAGGCUCAGCCGGAAAAUUUCACGGUUUUAUGUCUUGUCUGAUCUUCGCCUUAUACGUCUUCUGGGGAGUUGACUACUUAGGAAACGCAGCUAGCGAAGCAAUGAACCCAAGGAAAGUGAUCCCUUCAUCUUUUCGGAAAGUUUUCGGAAGACUUAUCAUUUUUUACAUUGGUGGCGCGAUUUGCGUUGGCAUUCUUGUCCCUUUCAACGACCACAAUAUGAUUAAAGCGAUAAGUGAGGGGGCAGUGGGGGCUGGGGCCUCUCCAUAUGUUUCUGCAAUGAAGACUCUUGGAAUAGGCGUGUUGCCUCAUAUUGUCAACGUUCUGAUAUUGACUUCUAUUAUCUCAGCUGGAAAUUCAUCUUUGUACUCGGCUUCAAGGGUUUUGCAUCGACUGGCACUGGAGGGUCAAGCCCCAAAGCUUUUCAAGAUAACGAAGAGAGGAGUACCUAUUUAUUGCUGUGUUGCUGUUCUACUGGUUUGUGGAUUAGCGUAUCUCUCAGUUUCCAACAGUACAAAUAACGUUUUAACAUGGUUCCUGAAUGUUGAGACAGCAGCAAUGGCAAUUGUUUACAUCUUCAUUUGCAUCUCGUAUUUGCAGUUUGCAAAAGGCUGUAAAGCACAAAACAUUGAUCUCAAAACUCUGCCUUAUUCCAGUUCCUUCCUGCCCUAUUUGGGUUGGCACUCACUUUUCUGGCUAGUCCUUAUGUUGUUCAUGAACGGUUAUGCAGUGUUUCUGAAAGACUCUUGGGACCUCCAAAGUUUUAUUUUUUCAUAUUUCAUGAUCCCGUUCUUCAUUGUGUUGUUCGCCGGUCACAAACUCUACAAGAAAACCAGGUUUGUAAAGCCAGUUGAAAUGGAUCUGUUCUCUGGAAUUGCAGAACUCGCAGAAGAGGACGCGUACUGGGAAGAAAAUCCUCCCAAAAUGAACUUGCUGGACAAGGCUUUUGGGUUUAUUCUAUAG